This is a messenger RNA of Adineta steineri, 327 nucleotides long. The record is from the annotation of a GenBank genome assembly. NCBI's taxonomy places the organism in Eukaryota, Metazoa, Rotifera, Eurotatoria, Adinetida, Adinetidae.
AUGUCAAAUAAACAACUAUCAGUUGUGGAUUUAGUGCCUGUGCCACAGCAGCAACAACAGCAACUACUAACAGCACCCUUAGAAAAGGAAUUGGAAGUUGAACAGUUGCAAAAGGCACAUGACAGUAUUGAUAAAUCCUGCAUAGACGAUAAUAAACUAAUUCAUCAGAGAAAAAGUGAAGACCAAACUAUGCAUUGGACCGAUGUUGAAGCAGUAUAUUAUGUCGAAAUAGAAGAGGAAGAAAUUGAUAAAGAAAAUAUACAAAUGUUAAAUGCAGUUGCACAAAUCAGGACAACGAUAUCAACACCUGAUAUUGACGAUAAUUAA